AUGUACUCAAUGCCUUGCCUUUCAACGCCUAUAACGCAAGAUGAAUGCCUCUACGACGGUCUUUGGGCAAAACAGGCCGACAAUUUGUUCGUGGACUUGCUAAUAAAGUCGCAUGUAGUCGAGCAGUGGAGAAAUGGUCGUCCCGGAGUUGGAUGCUACGGAAGCCCAGUUUGCGCCGCUGUGUUCAAUCGAACAUCCUCACCGCUCCGAUUGCGGUUUGGGACGAUGUGUUCGAGUCUAACACCUUAUAGCGUUGCUUAUCAACAUUCCGGUGACUCUCGCUGGGAGGACUUGCGUUUCAUGUUCGAGGAGAUGUACUCUUUGAAGUUGUUCAUGACUGCAACUCUACAAGAGAAGCUUUUUUUGCUCUCCCUGCUGUACGAACUAAUGUGGUUUCAGACAAUUCCUAUCACAAUGUUUUGCAAACGUUGUGUAGUCGCAACAACUUUUGCCCUUCCCAACAAGGUGGGCCGCAUGAUGCCUCGUUCGAAAGCUCCGUCAACAUGCAUGCCUAUGUCUUAA
Striga asiatica is the source of this 522-nucleotide messenger RNA. Lineage: Eukaryota; Viridiplantae; Streptophyta; Magnoliopsida; Lamiales; Orobanchaceae. The record is from the annotation of a GenBank genome assembly.